AUGUUAAUUUUGAUUUUCCUCUUCUUUCUCCUGAACAUUCCACUUCCCCUGGCCAGGGUCAUUCAUCCCUGGUGUUUGUGGAAAAUGAAACAGAAUGAAGACACGGAUGGAGACUUGAAGACAGGUUGUGUCUUCUUCCCCAAGACAGUGCAGGGGUCAGUGGAGAAAGAGUAUUUCCGGAAUAUUUUGAAUAUACAAACACCAACUGAGAACUACAGGUUUGCUUUGGCAUUAGCUUUUACCCUGGAUGAGAUCAACAGGAACCCUGAUCUAUUACCAAAUAAAUCUUUAGUAUUUAAAUACUAUGAAGAUAAUUGCAUGAGUCUGUCUCAAUUGUACAGUCUCAGUGAAAUUGUGGUACGAGAUCCUGGUUUUUUCCCUAAUUAUUGCUGUAAUGAAGAUAUCAUAUGUCAUGUGACACUUACGGGACCAAACUGGGAAGCAUCUGCAAUACUUGUGGCAUACCUGGACCUCUACAAAUCCCAACAGGUCAUUCAGCUUACGUACGGAUCCUUCCAUCCAAUACUGAGUGAUCAUGAAAAAUUUCCCUAUCUGUAUCAGAUGGCCCCCAAGGACACAUCUCUGGCCUUGGCCAUGGUUGACGUCAUAUUUCACUUCAACUGGAACUGGGUAGGGAUGGUCAUCUCAGACAAUGAUCAGGGCACCCAAUUUCUCUCAUAUUUAAGAAGAAAGUUGGAAAAAAAUACAAUCUGCUUUGCCUUUGUAAAUAUGAUUCCAAUCAACAUGCAGCUAUACAUGUCAAGAGCUGAAGUGUAUUAUAACCGAAUCAAGACAUCAUCCACAAAAGUUGUUAUCAUUUAUGGUAACACAGACAGUACUCUUGCUGUGAGCUUUCGAAUGUGGGAGUCCAGAGGUUUACAGAGAAUAUGGGUCAUCACCUCACAGUGGGCUGUGACUACAAGCAAAAGAGACUUCAUGCUUGACUCAUCACAAAUGACUCUAGCUUUUGCACACCAUCAUGGUAAGGCUACUGGUUUUAAAAAUUUUGUCCAGACAAUGAACCCUCUCAAGUACACAGAUGAAUACCUUGCAAGGCUGGAGUGGAUGAACUUUAACUGUGAAGUCUUCACAUCCAACUGUCAGACACUAAAGAACUACUCAUUGAAUGUGACUAAGGAAUGGCUACUGGUGAGGACUUUUGACAUGGCCUUUACUGAUGACAGUUAUGACAUAUACAAUGCUGUGUAUGCUGUGGUCCAUGCCCUGCAUGAGAUUGAUCUUCAACAAGUAGAUGCUCAGCCGAUGGACAAUGGGAAAGGACAUGGUUCUAGCUGCUGGAAGCUGAACUCAUUUCUGAAGAAGACCCACUUCACUAAUCCUGUUGGGGACAGAGUGAAUAUGAACCAAAAAGAAGAACAACAGGAAGAGUAUGACAUUUUCCAGAUUUGGAAUUCCCCACAUGGAGUUAGAUUUAAGGUGAAGGUAGGAAAGUAUAGCCCAUAUUUUCCACAUGGUCAACAGCUCCAUGUAUAUGAAGACAUCAUAGAGUGGGUCACAGGAAGUAGACAGAUGCCGCCCUCUGUGUGCAGUGCUGAUUGUGGUCCUGGAUUCAGAAAAUUCUGGCAGGAGGGAAUGGCAGUCUGCUGUUUUAAAUGCAGCCCCUGCCCAGAAAAUGAAAUCUCUAAUGAGACAAAUGUGGAUCAGUGUGUGAAGUGCCCAGAGGACCAGUUUGCCAACAUAGAGCAGAAUCAGUGCAUUCACAAAGCUGUGACCUUUCUGAACUAUGAUGACCCACUGGGGAUGACUCUUGCCUUAAUGGCCCUGUGCUUCUCUGCAUUAACUGCUGUGGUUCUUGUGCUCUUUGUCAAGCACCAUGACACUCCCGUUGUGAAGGCCAAUAACCGGAAGCUCAGUUACAUCUUGCUCAUCUCACUCUUCUUUUGUUUCCUCUGCCCUCUGCUCUUCAUUGGCCAUCCAAACUCAGCUACAUGCAUCUUGCAGCAAAUCACAUUUGCAGCUGUAUUCACUAUGGCUGUUUCCACUGUGCUGGCCAAAACAGUUACUGUGCUUCUGGCUUUCAAAGUCACAGCCCCUGGAAGAAGAAUGAGAUACUUCCUGGUUUCAGGAGGCCCUAACUACAUCAUUCCCAUCUGUACUCUCAUCCAAGUUAUUAUCUGUUCAGUCUGGUUGGGAGCUUCUCCUCCCUCUGUUACUGUUGAUGCUCACUCUGAGCAUGGCCACAUCAUCAUUGUCUGCAGCAAGGGUUCAGUCACUGCCUUCUACUGUGUCCUGGGAUACCUGGCCUGCCUGGCUCAGGCAAGCUUCACUGUGGCUUUCUUGUCCAGGAAUCUGCCUACCACAUUCAAUGAAGCCAAGUUGUUGACAUUCAGCAUGCUGUUGUUCUGCUGUGUCUGGAUCACUUUCCUCCCUGUGUACCAUAGUACAAAGGGUAAGGUCAUGGUAGCUGUGGAAAUUCUCUCCAUCUUGGCUUCCAGUGCUGGGAUGCUGGGAUGCAUCUUCGUUCCCAAGUGCUACAUAAUUUUGUUAAAACCAGUGAAAAAUAAAUCUCUUCAAAAUAUCAAGGAAAACUCAUCUUCCAGAACUAGUAUUUCAAUAAUUCUAACUGAAAAAUAUAUAGUUAGGUCAUAUCUACCAAAUAUUGAAUUGUAA
Molecule: messenger RNA, 2631 nt
Organism: Mesocricetus auratus (golden hamster)
Lineage: Eukaryota; Metazoa; Chordata; Mammalia; Rodentia; Cricetidae
Product: vomeronasal type-2 receptor 116
Biological process (GO): G protein-coupled receptor signaling pathway
Cellular component (GO): membrane
Molecular function (GO): G protein-coupled receptor activity
Source: RefSeq, a predicted model, not a curated record